CAAAAUGACAAUAUUGAUAUUGUAUACAGUUUUGGCAAAUAUUUAUAAAUAUUUUCAAUAAAAGAGUAUUUUAAUUCCAUCUAAUCUAAUGGAUUUUUUUUGUACAAAAUAUAUUACGUGACAAAGAAAACAGGUGUCAUUUUGUUUGUUGACAACUCUGCAGAAAGCCGGCCACGCAAAUCAAGGGCAAAUGUCUAUAAUAAACAUAAUGAAGGAAGAAAAGAAGAAGACGGGAGGUCCGGCCGACGCGCUCUUCCAAAAAUGGUUUGACAGUCCUCAAAAUUGAUAAAUUCCAGUUUUACUUGAUACGUGUGAGUUUCUCCGUCAUUCCCUGCAUCCAGUUCAAUAAUAAUGAGCAAGUAGUUCGACGCAAAUUGAGAUAUUCAGUUACUUUUCUCUGCGACGUGUCGUGAGCCUCCCGUCUUCCACACUGGCGUCCAGUACACAGUUUUCCGGCUUAUUCAAUAAGAAAAAAAGAAUUUGUGAUCAGUGAAAAAAUGGCAAUUCUUCCUCCCGAUCCGGCUUAUUUGCUGCGUAGUGAUAUGGGUCCCGUCCAUAGCCUUUUAUUCCGAGUUUCACCAUAUAUUGAACACAUUUAUGCUGGAACCGAAAGUGGUAAAAUUCACAUCUGGGAUCUAAAGAGGAAUCGUGAAACCUCUAGGCUGACUGCAAGUGACGACCAAUGCCUCUCUUUAAAUUUUUUCGGAGACGAACGUCUAGUAGCACAAAGAAAGGGGGGUGCUCUGAACAUUUGGAAUGCGAAUGGAUCAAACUGGAUUUUAGACAAAACAUUUGAGACCCAAGCCACUAGUUUUUGCAAGAGCAAAGUUUUAUCGGAGGACAUCUUGCUCGUUCCUCUGAAGAAUUCUUCAAUCGGCUUAUUUUCACAAACAACCACCGAAGUAGAGCAGGAAUUAAAUCCAGAAAAAUUGCCUGAAUGUGAAACAAAGCAGGUCGGAGGACUAAUGGCUGUGAAGCCUCUUACUCAAGAUAAAACAUUGAUACUGGCAGCUUACGAGAGUGGUGACAUAGCUUUAUGGGAUUUGAAAAUGAAAAAUAUUCUCUCUUGGUUGAAAGUCGCACCAUGUCCUUUUACGAUUGACUAUGAUGAGACUCUCAAGCUUGGAGUUCUGGGUAGUUCAACUGAUAAAUUAGAGGUCAUUGACAUAAAGAAUAAUCUGACUCUGAAUCUCAAAACUGUAUUGACAAUCAAGAACGAAGGGACAGGUGUUCUGGCCUCAAGGCCGGACUCAAGAGUGUUUACAUCCGGAGGUUGGGAUGGUCGACUACGCAUCUUCUCCUGGAGAUCACUGAGACCCCUCGCAGUUCUGGAUCAACACCGUGGAAGUAUUUACGAUAUUGCAUAUUCGGGGUGUAAAGUCGAGGCUUACAGCAGCAAGGGUCUAAUGGCUGCAGCUGGUAAAGAUGGAGUUGUAUCUCUUUGGGACCUGUACAAUUAACCAUACUUCGCAAAUCUAUUUUCUAUGAAACUGGUUAAAAAGUACAAAGAGCCAAAGAUUAGUAUCCCCUUUACAAAAGCGUGAGUCUCUUGCCUUACGUAGACUAGAAAUAAUCUUCUACAUAAACAAGAGUCGAGAGCAAACGCAAUGACUGAAUUGGUGAUAAUUGGUCGAAGGUUAGAUUGAUAUAAAGUUCCUGCGUCGACCGAUUUUAUGCCUCGUGUAUGAUAUGGAAGUCUGUCAAUUGUUUCAUAAAAAUCUAUUUUUAUUAACUUAAAGAGAAUUAAUUGCUAAUUUUUAACAUUGGCUUGUCAGUGAAGUGACUCAGGAGAUAAGUUAUAGCGUGAACAAAUUAAGGCUGUGCAGGUUUCCAAGUAUUUGUAAAACGAAACAUUGGAUAAUUAUUCAUUUAAGAGGAAACACGAAUUUCAGACGCAGACUUGUUUGUCUUAGGAAGAAGUUUUAUCUUAAAAUGUAAUGUUUCAGUUUAAUAAUGCAAAAUACUUUAACCUUUUGUUGGAUACUUCUCUUUAACAUCUGAGAUCAUUUUAGUAUUACAUUCCAAUGAAAAUAAGCGAACGGUGAAAAUUUCUAUAAUUAUUGCAUAGAGCGAAGAAAUGUUUAAUCUCUGAAAUACUUUUGUCACGGGUUUAUAAAAACAUGUCUGUAUAAUAGAAGAUUACCCAAAUAAAAUUGUUUCACUA
Messenger RNA from Belonocnema kinseyi, 2164 nucleotides. Its product is annotated as guanine nucleotide-binding protein subunit beta-like protein 1. The transcript has 4 exons. Gene Ontology annotation, molecular function: protein binding. NCBI's taxonomy places the organism in Eukaryota, Metazoa, Arthropoda, Insecta, Hymenoptera, Cynipidae. The record is from RefSeq and is a predicted model, not a curated record. Bases 498 to 1460 code for a protein of 320 amino acids.